Messenger RNA from Chilo suppressalis (striped riceborer), 663 nucleotides. The record is from the annotation of a GenBank genome assembly. Lineage: Eukaryota; Metazoa; Arthropoda; Insecta; Lepidoptera; Crambidae.
AUGGCAGGAAGAGGUCGAGGUCGUGGUGCUGGUCUAUCGCUCACUCAUGACCAACUUCAAGCUUUAGGAAUCGCUCGUGGUGAAACUGCUCCAGCAGCGCUUGCACCUCCACCUUUAUUCCCAAAAUUGGAGACGAAACCUCUGCCCUUGGUCAGCGAUGCUGCUACAGAUUAUAUGCUGAUUGUAAAGGAUCAGUUUAUUGAGUAUUUGCACGAUUCACCAGCGUAUGUCAAGCCCAAAGUUCUGACCGAUGAUGUGGAAAGAUACUCUGACAAAUAUAAACUUUUGGCUCUUGAUGCGAAACAAGGUAAGGUUUUGAAUUAUGUUUGGGCUAAUAUGCCUGCAGAACUCCGACCGCAGGCUGGGCGAAUACGAACGACGCGAAAAAGAAAACUUGACGAUCCUUAUGAGAUCGCAAAGAGAUUACAAACUCUUGAAAAGAAAGAGUCACAAGAAGAAUCCGAAGAAACCUUGCAAAAUAAUGAGAGUGAAAACGCUAACGCAAAGCCAAAAGGAGAGGUGCAUGAUGAUGAAGAUAUAGAAGAUGAAGAGGAGCAAGAUGAAGAGAUUGAUGAUGGGACAGAUUAUGCUAAUAACUUCUUCGACAACGGUGAAGAAUAUGAUGAGGAAGAUGACAAUUUGGAUGAUGGGCCUGUUUAUUAA